This is a messenger RNA of Paramuricea clavata, 3384 nucleotides long. Lineage: Eukaryota; Metazoa; Cnidaria; Anthozoa; Malacalcyonacea; Plexauridae. The record is from the annotation of a GenBank genome assembly.
AUGAUUUAUCUGAAAGCUUUAAAUAGGACAAAGCCAAGACUUUUUGCAGAUGACACAAACCUCACUGCUUCCGGUGGUACAAUUGAUGAUGUUGAAAAUGCAGUGAACUCUGAUUUGGAAAACCUCAGAAUGUGGUUAAACGCGAACAAACUGAGUCUAAACAUCGCCAAAACUAUGCUCAUACGAUCAAUAUCUCUAGUGUAUACUGUUUCAGAUUCAAAUUUAAACAUAAUGAUUGAAAACAGACCAAUUAAACAAGUGAAGGAAUGCAAGACACUAGGAGUAAUAGUUGAUCAGCAUCUCUCUUGGAAAAGUAACACUGAGAGUAUCUGUAAGAAAAUCACAUCAGCCAUUUCUGUUAUUAGAAAACUAAAAGAAUAUGUUGACCGUGAUACACUUGUUUCUAUAUUUAACGCAACUGUACAACCAUACUUUACUUGCCACGUAGCUCAGUUGGCAGAGCAUUGGGCUAGCAUUCCAAAGGUCGUAGGUUCGAUUCCCACCGUGGUCAGGCAUAUUUUUCAAGCUUGCCCGGUGUGGAUAUACACUCAGAGUAGCAUCACAAGCAUAUUAUUCACCUGAGUACAUUGCACCAACACAGAAAAUAUCAUACUUUACUUAUUGUACGUUGUGAAGUGUGAGACAUUUUUGGUGAAACUCAAUCACAACGAUUACAAAAGCUUCAAAAUAGAUGCGCUCGAAUUAUUAUGGACAUGGGUAACGAAGUUAAUGCCCAAAUCGCAUUAAAUUCGUUAGGAUGGGAGACGCUAAAAGUACAAAGAACUAAUGCUAAGGCAAAAUUAAUGUUCAAAAUUUUGAAUAUGUCUGGGCCUAAAAGCCUAACACACCUUUUUACCUACAAGAAUGAGAAUAAACAUUACUGUCUCCGUGACAAUGAAACAACACUCGUUUUGCCACAGCCCCGCACAAAUAGCAUGAAAAAGAGUUUUAUGUUUAACGGGGCAAAAAUAUGGAACUCAGUGCCUAAAGAAAUCAGAGGAAUUAGGUCCCAGUCUCUAUUUGAAAGAAAAAUUGCUGCUCAUGUUACAAAAUAAUAUAUUUAUACAUACAUAUAUAUAUAUAUAUAUAUCCUUUAUUGUAAAUAGUUAUCUAUAAGUUUUGCUAGUUGUCUAUAUUGUCAAUUUUGUCAAUUGGAACAGUUAAAUUAUUUCUAUAUUCUUUAAUUUGAUUCCAUAAGAGUCAUAACAACACUUAUAUAUAAUAACUUUUGAACACACGCCCUUCGUGGAAAUCAAUGUUUUUAAUAAUUGACGUAGUUAGCGUGUCAAAAUAAAAUCUAUCUAUCUAUCUAUCUAUCUAUCUAUUACAGUUGACCUUACGCAAUUCCAAAUAAAAGAUCAUAUUACAAAAGGGUAUUAAAAUGUAAACAUACAAUAUUCUCCUCUUUCUUCUGUCAAUAUUGGUUAUGUUGAGCGAUUUAUGUCACACUUUUUAUCACACUUUUUUUUUUUGCGCUCUCUUUGAAUGAAUUUUUCCCAUUGAAAUCGCAGGAAAUGGCCUUUCCAGACUUUGGAAAUCAACAUUUUCCCUGGGGUGCAUGCCCGCGGACCCCCCGAGCCUGUGCAGGUCGAUCUUAUAAAGCACGACCAGUCAAAUUCCCUCAGCUUCGCCAUUGAACUUUACUCUAUGGAUACUCGACUUCGACAUUAAUUUGAACAAUUUUAUUCGUUGCACCGUGCUAAACAGGGUUCGAAAUAACGUUCUGAUUAUAUGUCAAAUUUUUAGGCUGUUUUUUUAGGUGAAAUUUUUUCCGGCUGUUUUCCAGGCAAAGUUUAGUUAUGUUCUGGAGUGGGCAUGGGCCAAAUAAUAGUGAUGUAAACCAACACAACAAUUAUUUGUAAGAACACAGCAAUACAUUUUAUUUUGGGGUAGGAACAAACAUUAACAAGUUCUAUGUGAAUCGGUUCAAAACAAUAAGAAAUAUUAAAAAGCGAAAUAUUAUCUGGCUAUAAUAUAUUUCGCCGCGAUAGAAUUGACUGUGUUGGAGGUGGCAUCUUAGUUGCAAUAAAGGCUGAUAUUAAAUCAACUCGACAUUUAGAUCUUGCAAGGAAAAGUGUUGAACUUGUUGUAGUUGAACUUAGUAGACCGGACAGACGGUCAUUUUUACUUUACACGUUUUACCGUCCUCCUGAUUCUUUGCCUGAAGUUCUUCAGCACCUUAACUCAUCGUUGCAAAGUAUUCAAGAAUCUGACUGUUGUGUUGUUGUUGGUGAUUUCAAUUUGCCCAUGCUGGACUGGUCGAAUGAUCAAGCUGCGCCUGUUAAUAUCGGGGGAAACGCAAGUGGUAAUGUGCUAUGUGAAUUGGUUGGAGACAAUUUUUUACAUCAAUUCAUAGAAGGCAAGACACACGAAGCAGGUAAUAAACUAGAUUUACUGCUAUGUAAUUGUCCUGAGACUAUUGAGAAAGUAACCACAACACCAGCUGACGAAUGCGGUUUUCCAUCAGAUCAUUAUAUCAUAGAUUUUAAAAUCAGACUUAAGUUUGAACGCACUAAGCCUAUUAAACGCCAAGUCUUCAAUUAUUACCAGGCAGAUUUUGAAAGCUUGCGCCACUCCUUGUCCCGCAUCCCGUUUGAAAAUAUUUCCUCCUAUGAUAACAUUGAUGAUCGUUGGUCUUGCUGGAAAACAUUAUUUAUAACUGCAGUGAGUGAACAUGUUCCUACCAAAUUUAUCAAAGAUAUUAACACUCCGCCUUGGAUAGAUCAGGAAGUUUGCCAUCUAAUUAGAAAGAAAUACUCGGCCUUAAAAAAAUACAGAAAAAAUAAAUCUGAUGCCCUCAAAAAAAAACUUCGGGAUAUUAGUCAAGCUGUUAAAUAUCAAAUUAAGAGAAAAUAUCGUGAAUACCUAACCAAGAUCGAGAAAUCCUUAAAUUCUAAUCCCAAAACUUUCUGGAGUUAUCAUAAGGCUAUGUUACAUCAAAGAACAAACCAUAUUUCUGCGAUCAUUUACAACGGUGUUACAGCAACUAAUCCAAUUGAAAAAGCAGAACUACUCAAUGCUUAUUUUACCUCUGUGUUUUCCAAACCAACUGCAAACACGGAUUAUGCGAAUUUUCUGAAUUAUCAGGAGUUUUGCUCAGAACUUGCUGAAUUCCAAUUGACUACGGACGAGGUCCUUGCUUAUCUGAAUUCUUUGGAUACAUCUAAAGCAUGUGGCCCUGAUGGGAUACCAGCGCGUUUACUUAAAGAGUGCAGUUUCCAGAUAGCACCCAGUUUGUGCGAUUUGUUUAACUAUUCUUUACACAUAGGACGUCUUCCAUCAGAGUGGAAAGCAGGUGAUCAUGACAUCACUCCGAUACAUAAAAAAGAAUUAAGAGAACCAGCUGAAACUGUUAUAGACUCACAUCACUUCUUCCAAUUAUAG